GGUGGAGGGUGGAGGGAGGCCCUCAGAUACUUUCUGGUGGAGACAGGCCCUCAGAUACUUUUUGAGCAAGCGUCGUCGUCGUGGCGGUGAAGCGCAAAGAAAACGAGCAGUCUGGAGGACCGGUAGAAGAUACAUCGCGGGGCACAAAGACAGCAGCAGGGAAGAACACACCGUACGCCACGGAGAUCGAUCAAGCCGUGUAUCAGGCCCGACAAAUGGAUGCCCGAGCGCCUUGGGAGAAGGAGGAAAAGCCGAAGCCAAGUGGCAGGAUGGCUCAGCGCAUUGAGCAGAAGGUCAAGCCGCCUCCUUAUGCAACCUCCUUGGACUCCCCUCCCGCCGUCGUGAAGGCCGUCCCUGCCAAACCCGGUGCCACGUGUGGCGUUGCCCGAUCCCCAGGCCCGGUUUCCACCGUGGCGGCAAAGACCAGCGCGCCGUGGGACAGAGAUGAGAACCGCUUCCGCUCCAGAAUCGGGGUCGUUCCUGGUACCUGGUCCAAUAUCGCGCCGUAUGCAACAGAUAGGUCGUCAAGGCAAUCGACCACCAGUCCGGCGAAGGAUUAAUUAAGUAAUCAGUCGGUGAAAAGCGCGGGAGAGGUGAAAAGCGCAGAAGAGGUCAAAAGCACAGCAGGAGAGGUGAAAAGCACAGCAGGAGAGGUGAACAGCACAGCAGGAGAGGUGAAAAGCGCGGGAAAGGUGAAAAGCGUGGGAAAGGUGAAAAGCGCGGGAGAGGUGAAAAGCGCGGGAGAGGUGAAAAGGCGCGGGGGAAGCCAACGAGUGUAGGUACGGGCGGUGGGACCUGUGAUGAUGAUGUGUCGUGGAUCAUAGAAGCCAGGAAGGUAAUUAGCGAUGGGAGGAGAUAUGUGACAAGCAUGGAAGUAAAAGCGCGGGAGAGAGGGAGAACGGCGGGAAGGGAGAGAUGCAGAGUGGCGGCGGGAUAGCGGAGGAGAAAGGAGGGAUGAAGAGUGGCGGGAAAGCGGAGAGCGUAGGAGAAGGGUGAGAUGGAGGACUGGCGGGAAAGCGGACGACAACGGAGGGAUGGAAAUUUGCGGGAAAGAAGGAAGGCGGGAGGGACUUGAGAGUGGCUGGAAAAUUGACACACAUACGCACACGACUUAUUUUUAGGAUGCAUCGAUAAAACGGCUGGAGCUGGAGAAUGGCGGGAAAUGGCAAAGCGAUGGAGAGAAUGGCGGGAAAAUCUCACACGCAUACUCACGAACGCACAUACUUGCAUUCAUUCUUACGGACAUACACCCACCCACCCACCCACCCCCUUCCCCACACACAGAGAGAGAGAGAGAGAGAGAGAGAGAGAGAGAGAGAGAGAGAGAGAGAGAGAGAGAGAGAGAGAGAGAGAGAGAGAGAGGAGUUUGAUGUGACAAAAGCUGUAUGAUCUAAUUUGGAUUGCCGAUAAGGUACACUCACAGUGACUUGCCACAUACGCUGGCAGUUUCCCGCCGUCAGGCGCCGUUCAUGGGUAGUAGAGGGCAGGGGGGAGCGAGCGGAUUGGCGGGUGAAAUUGCCAUCCUAGUGUGUGUAUAGCGCUGGGACUUUUCCAUUCGGUUUUCUUGAUUAACUUGUAUUAUUCUACUGUCAAGCCUGGUCUACAAUACUUACUUGGUUUCCAUUGCAUUUCUUUUUGUGAUGACGACUGUUCGAAUCCUGCCUGGUUUUGCGCUACUUCUGUGCGUUAGAAGUGUAACUCGUUGUGGUGAUAGUAAACGUAUCGGACAGCC
Chara braunii is the source of this 1732-nucleotide messenger RNA. The record is from the annotation of a GenBank genome assembly. Lineage: Eukaryota; Viridiplantae; Streptophyta; Charophyceae; Charales; Characeae.